This is a messenger RNA of Funneliformis geosporum, 291 nucleotides long. Lineage: Eukaryota; Fungi; Glomeromycota; Glomeromycetes; Glomerales; Glomeraceae. The record is from the annotation of a GenBank genome assembly.
AUGGCAAAAACUUCUAAAACUUCAUCACCUGAACUAGCUAAAUACACAGAGGAAAUUAACGAAAGUUUGAAGGAUGAUCACAAGGAACAAGUAGAAGUUCUCAUUCCUAUUCGACCUACUGGAAAGCUUGAAAAGGCAGGGAUACUGAUUACUUCGAGUAAAUUGAGGAAGAUAAGUGGAGACCAUGCUAGCAGGAUUCAUGGAGGUAGAAACGAUUCUUAUUGUCAAUAUUUACGAAAGUUGGCUUGCAGACAAGUAGUAGAUCAUCACGAAUCAGUAGAAAGAUAUAGU